UUCUGCAGCCUCUGCUAAAGAAUUAACUGAGAGGUCCGCUUCAGAGCUCCUUCUACCCUCCGGAAAAAAAAAAAAAAAAAAAAAAAAAAAAAAAAAAAAAACCAAAAUAAAAAAGGCGAGGAAAGAAAAGAAAAGGAAAGGAGGAAAAAAAAAAAAAAAAAAAAAAAAGCGGAGACAUCGGUGCUUUCAGACGAGGAGCGUGGCUGCUGUGAUUUCCGAGAGGAGGGGAGCUUUACCUUCGAUCCUUGCCGAAUUGCGGGAGGUGAAUGUAGCAAACCCUCCCCUUGCCUUUGAAAGGCAUGUCUCUGCCAAAGAGCUACCGCUCCGCUCUUGAAAUACGUGACAAAUAAAAAAGAAACCAAAAAAAAAAAAAAAAAAAAAAAAGGAGAGAGAAAGAGAGAGAAACGAUUUCUAUCUUUCGAAUUCUUUUUCUUUAAAAGGACGAAAAAAAAAAAAACCAAAAUACCAAACCAAUAAAUAAAAGCAACAAAAUCAAUGCCGCGCCUCUGCCAGCGCUCGGACUUGUUUGGAAAGAGACAACGCUGAAGUGGCACUGGUCCCGAGGAAAACGGAUCCUUUAAUUUGACUCCGCAUGAGAAGCGCACUCGGAGCGGGCGCAGCGGCCGCAGCGGCAGCAGCAGCCCCGCAGCCCCCGCAGCCCCCGCGGGGCUCGGAGCCCCCCGGGCCCGCCCGGAGCCGAGAGGGAAGGCAGAGCUGCUGAAUUCGGAGCGCUCCAGCCGCCGCACUCACCGCCUUUGACUUUGCUUCAGCGGGGAGCUCGUCGUGCAUCCCGGGCUCCGGGACCAGCUCAUUUUGCACUUCGUUCAACCAGCAGCGAGGUCGUUCGCUUUCCCUUUUUUUUUUUUUUUUUUUUUCCUCCUUGAGAGAAAAAAUGUCCAAAAAUGGUUCAGCCUGCUUAGCCAGAUGAUUUCUUGCAUGGACGCUCUAUUUUCUUUCUUUCCUUUUUAUUUUUUUUUUUUUUUUAAUUAUUAUUUUUUGGACGGAGAAGGAUUGAGUAGAAGAAAUCGUUCAGUGAAGGGAACCCAGCAGUUUGCUCCCCGUUGAAGAGAUCGAGAUCCGACUCCCAGCUGCACGCAGAAGGUUUCCGUGGGUCUUUCAGUCUGGGUUUCGAAGCCCUCGCUGCUGCAGGGUCAGAGCAGAACUGCCUCCUCCGAGCGGCUUUCCUGUGCUGGUUGUAGCUCAGAGAUCGCCUCCCCCCUCCUCGCACCAUUUCUGUUGGUGUUGUUUUAGUUUGGUUGGUUUAGCUUUAUUUUUCCCUCCCCUUUUUGUCUUUUUUUUUUCCCCUUCCUUUAUUAUUAUUAUUAAUUAUUUGAUUUGAUUUGGGUAAAUUCCCUUCCUUAAACGAAAAUACAAACUCUGCAGUGGAAAUCCAUGCCCCCCUGCCAUUCGGAAGAAUCGGGUCUAAUAUGCCAGUGACAUCCCCGCCUUGCAGCAGUCGCGAUGAAGGAAAAAUCCAAGAACGCGGCAAAGACUAGACGGGAAAAAGAAAAUGGAGAAUUCUACGAACUGGCCAAACUCCUACCCUUGCCCUCGGCCAUCACCUCGCAGCUGGACAAGGCGUCCAUCAUCCGCCUCACCACCAGCUACCUGAAAAUGCGAGCAGUCUUCCCCGAAGGUCUGGGCGACGCCUGGGGACAACCGAGCAGGGUCGGGCCGCUGGAUAACGUGGCCAUGGAGCUCGGAUCCCACUUGCUCCAGACUUUGGAUGGCUUUGUGUUCGUGGUGGCGUCCGAUGGCAAAAUCAUGUACAUUUCUGAGACAGCAUCAGUGCACCUUGGCCUGUCCCAGGUGGAGCUCACUGGAAACAGCAUUUAUGAGUACAUCCAUCCCUCUGACCACGAUGAGAUGACUGCAGUCCUCACUGCCCACCAGCCUCUUCACCCUCACCUCCUGCAAGAGUAUGAAAUCGAGAGAUCCUUUUUCCUGAGGAUGAAGUGUGUCCUGGCCAAGAGGAAUGCAGGGCUGACGUGCAGUGGCUACAAGGUGAUCCACUGCAGUGGCUACUUGAAGAUCCGUCAGUACAUGCUGGAUAUGUCCCUGUAUGACUCCUGCUACCAAAUCGUGGGGCUGGUGGCUGUGGGGCAAUCUCUGCCUCCCAGUGCAAUCACUGAGAUCAAGCUCCACAGCAACAUGUUUAUGUUCAGAGCCAGUUUGGAUUUAAAGCUGAUAUUCCUCGAUUCCAGGGUCACAGAAUUAACUGGAUAUGAACCCCAGGAUCUGAUAGAAAAAACCCUCUACCACCACGUGCACGGCUGUGACGUUUUCCACCUGAGAUACGCUCACCACCUGUUGCUGGUGAAAGGCCAAGUGACCACCAAGUACUACAGGCUGCUGUCCAAGCAGGGAGGCUGGGUGUGGGUGCAGAGCUACGCCACCAUCGUGCACAACAGCCGUUCGUCACGGCCUCACUGCAUAGUGAGUGUCAAUUAUGUCCUUACAGAUAUUGAGUACAAGGAACUUCAGUUGUCACUGGACCAGGUUACCAUUUCCAAGUCACAGUUUUCAUGCAGAAACUCAGUACCUACCUCGCAGGAAACAAGGAAAAUAGUAAAACCCAAAAGUAAUAAAAUGAAGGCAAAACUCAGAACAACACCUUACCCACCACAGCAGUACAGCUCGUUCCAGGCAGACAAACUGGAGUGCAGCCAGGUGGGGAGCUGGCGCUCCAGCCCCGCCGCCAGCGCCGCCGCCCUGCAGGAGCAGAGCUUCCAUUCAGAGAGCAGCGAGCUGCUGUACGCCCCUCCCUACAGCCUGCCCUUCUCCUACCACUAUGGACACUUCCCUGUGGAUUCCCACGUCUUCAGUGGCAAGAAGCAAAUGCUGCCUGCAAAAUUCGGGCAGGCCCAAGGGGCGCCCUGCGAGGUGGCGCGGCUCUUCCUGGGCGCGCUGCAGACCAACGGCGAGUGCCAGUGGCACUAUGCCAACUCGCUGGUGCCCAGCAGCCAGUCACCCUCCAAAAACCUUCCUGAGCAGCCAGUCAACAUCAUCAGGCACAACCUUGCCCAGGGUUAUGAAGUGCCACUGCCCAGCAGGAGGUACAGCCAGGACGCUCUGCCCGAGGCCUUCCCCAGCUGCACGGCGCCCGUGCCGGGCAGGUACAAGGAGGAGUUUUACGACUCUGGCAUCAUGAAACACAGCAAAGCCGAGCCCAGGCUGCAGCCCCCAGCCCACCUCAUCAAAGAGGAGCACAAGCUGCCUUUCCACAGAGACCUGCAGGAAAAGAUGAGCGCCAGGGCUCAAGACGAGGGCUCGUUCCCCGGCGCGCUGCUGCCCAAACCCGAGUGCUGCCAGGCCAAGGCCGUGGGACAGCUGGGCCACCUGCUGCCCGUGCCCUCGGCCUACGAGCAGGGCAGGAGGAUUUGUGUCAAAGAGCCCAAACUGGGGCACGCCGGCCACCAGCCGGGCAGCCUGCAGCAGCUGGAGGGCGAGAGGAUGGGCGCCAAGCUGGAGCAGGGGGCGGAGGGCGAGCGGCUGAUGGAGGUGAGGCCUGCGGGCCAGGUGCCCCUGGUGCUGCUCAAUUACCACCACGUGCUGGCCAAGCACGGGGCCUUCCCCGGCUCCCCCUGCACGGCCCCGGGACACGCGGCCGAGAGUUAUCCCUACGGCCCCGAGGAGCUCAACGCCUUCGUCUACAAGAACCAAAGCCCCUCCUCGGCCUCCUCCCCGGAAAGCCACAAGGAAUCCGCGCUGCCCCAUUACAUUGGGACUUCCGUCAUCAUCGCCAACGGCAGGUGACGGCAGCACGGGAGGGGUUUUGUGUCUUAAUGAAGAAGCCAAACUGGAAUCAUUUGCAGGAUAAAAAAAAAAGGAGAAAAAAGCGUGAGGAAACACGGUGACAUUUACUGAGCAAAGCUGAGGGACAAAGUGAGGAGUCCCAGUGGCCAGGAAAAUCCCCUCCAUCCCCUGCCGUGCUUCAAAAAGCUCUGGUGCCCAGUUCCAGAUCUUAUUUUGGUUAUUUUAUAGUGUGCAGCAAAAGGAAACGAGAGGUGUUAUAUGCAGAGGUUUAUAUGAAGAACUUUUUUUUUUUUUUUUCCUUGACCCCUCCUUAAAAUAAACUCAAGAUUUUUUUUUUUUUAAUCAUUAUCAUAAAAUAUGCAUUCUAGUUUAGGGUUUUUUGACAAAUUGUGUGAAAUCUCGCAUCAGCUCUCCACCCAACCCCCCUGACAAAUGGACUUUGGUGAGAGAGUGGUGAUUUUGAGCAACCACAACACAGCUGUCCCACCCAAAAAAAAAAAAAAAAAAAAAAAAGCUUAUUUAUUAAUUACCGAAAAGUUUUAAAACUAAAUAAAUCAACCUUAAAUUUGAUUUAUUUAACAGAGAUUUCAGUGUUCUGAGAUUGUUGCCACCACCAUUUAUCUUGACAAGGGACAAUAUGACAAAUUAAUAAGUACAAAGAUAGGUAUUACAGGGUUACAGGUCUUGUCAUGGUAAAUUGGGACAAAUUAUGGAGCAGGAACUAAUUCCCCACAAAUAAGAAAAGGAAACUCCUAAAUCCUGUGUUUCCCUGAGUAUUCUGGGAGAAGUCUGUGCAGAUUUUCAACCCAGCCAGUCACAAAUACAUAUUAAUAACAGCACCAGAAAUGUUUUCUUUAUAGUCAAGAGAAUAAUGAACAUUUAUGCCUUAUUUCGAACUUACCAGUAGAACUAUGAGCUUUGAAAUGUCCAGCUCUUAACACACUGAACUUCCUCCAGCAUAAAUCCUGUUGUCAGCACAAAGGUAGGGCUGGAGUUCCCUGAUUUGAGCACUUCACAAAUCCCAAACAGCACAUUUGAAACACUCACUUUCAGCCCAGGCAGCCAGGAAUAGAUUUUUCACCCCCUUUAUUUUUAAUUCUUUGGAGAGGAUGGAUCUGUGUGACAACACUCAGCCCAGGGUGGUUUUCAGCCACUUCCCCAAACAUUGUGAGAGAAUAAAACAACAAAAGGUUCCCUAAACAAUAAAUGUGGUUCUAGAUCCUACUCAGCUCCAUUUCUUACCCCAAUCCAAGCUUAAUUCAGAAUUUUCCAAACUUUCUCCCAUCAGACUCCAAAGAGAACUUCACUGAAAAACCUUGAGCAUCCUGGGAUAGUGGAAGGUUCCCUGCCCAUGGUUGGAACUGGAUGAGCUUUAAGGUUCCUUCCUACCCAAACCAUUCCAUGAUUCUUUGAAGAAAAAUUCUUACCUGGUUUGUGUAAUAUGGAAAUUGUUCAUGGAUUGCACCUUGUCACAAAAAUCCCAAUGCAAUACUCAGUCCUAAAAAUUCCACGUUCUCCAUCUUUUCUAUGCAGCAAUAAUUCAUCCCAGAAUGAUCCGGGUUGGGAGGGACCUUGAAGCUCAUCCAGUUCCAAGCCCCUGAAAUAGGCAGGGAAAUUUCCAGUGGAAUACAGUAAUAAAGUUAUUUCCUUCUGUGUAUGAAUAUUGAUUCCUGUGAGUACACAAAAAUACUUUUAAGAGCAAAGGCUUGAAAACAAUUUUCAGGGUUUUUUUCACUUCUUCCUAUUAAAGGUUAACAGAGAAAUCUUUAUUGAUGUUGAAUAACUUGAACUGAACACUCUCAGCUGUUGUUUUCAAUUGCAUGGAAAAUCCAUUUUGUGCUAAACAAAACAAACAAACAAAAAAGCCAAAUCAGUGAUGACAAAAAAAACCCAAAUCAGAACCAAAGCAGCAGAGUGACUCCCUCAGCAGCCUCGGUGUGUUCAAUGCUGGAGGAGCUGGCAAGCCCCCAGAAAAGCUGUAAAUGUGGAUUACAAUCAUGCUGACCCCAGAAAUCAAAGCCAGGAGACACCAGUGGCUUUUCCAGUGGUUCAGAGCCCUCCCAGCCCCAGCUCCUCAUAAACGACCCCAAACUCCUGAAAAGAUAAUUAUGCCAAGACUCUUGGGUUAAUUUAGUUCAAUUAAAUUAAACCCAUGCCCUACAAAGGAGCCCCUGGCAUGGUUGGCAUCAUUAAAAAGAAACCUGAUGCCCAACCCCUCCUGCUGCACUUUCUCCCUCAUUAGAGGCACUGCUGCAUUUUGGUGUUCCUGGAAGUCCUGCUUGCUAUAAAAACACAAAAAUUAGGUUUUGCUUGAAAAAAAAAAUAACAAAAACCCACCAUUGAUAUUUUUCAGCUUGAUAUUUUUCAGCUCAAUAUUUUUCCACCUUGUUAUUCCCUUUUCCAGGCUUUAUUCCAGAGCAGAGGAGGUGUUCCAUCAUCCUCCCCCAGGUGUUUUAGGGGAGGUGAUGCCCAGGCACAGGAAAUUUCCCUGCCAGGCAAUAAGGAAACAAUUAUGAAUUCACAGCUGAUAAUGCAGGGGAAGGUGCAGAAAAGAUGGCAAAAGCAAAUGUGGGAAGGAUAUUUUUUUUUCCUGCAAUAUUUAAACAGUAAUUCCAUGUUCCCAUCUGGGAGUAAAUUACAUUGGGAGAAAAAUAGGAUUUUUGGGCAGUUAAAUUACAGAUGUUCUCAGCACAAUCAUAGUACAGAACAGGGCACUGCCAUCACAGUGGCAGUGGUUUAAUACUGAAAAAUGGUUUUAAUAAUGAAAAAAAACAAUGAUGGCACUGAAGGGGAAUGUGAAUUGAAAAGUUUUAUGAAAAAUAACCUCAUUUCUCUUUAGCAUUUGGGCCACACCUUUGUCAUGAGACAUUAUAAGGUUUUAACUCUAAGGGGAGUUCAGAACUGGCAAGAAAAUAAUGGAAAAUGAAAGAAAGAAAGAGGGAAUGUUUUACCAAAAUCAUAGAAAAUUUAAAGAUCUCAUUCCACCUCCUGCCAGUCAGGGAAUCUUCCCCCAGACCAAGGUGAAGCUGGAAAAGUGAAUCCCACAUUGAGGUCUCCAAGCUUUGGAACAGUGCAAUGGAAAUAAAAUAAGGUGAUAAAGGCACAGAUUUGUCCCCAGGUCUCUGUGCUCUGUAAUUUAAAAAUUUAAUUUAAGGAAAUUCAGCACAAUAGGUGCAAAAUUGGGGAAUUCAUUACUGGAAGUGCCAGUGAAAGGGAAGCCUGCCAGAAUUUCUCCAGGAAUCACAAGACAGGACAUUAAUUUUUUUUUUUUCCAGUAUUUCAGUCACACUUCAAAAAGGCCACAGAGGAAAUGUUGUUAUUCCAUUUUACCCCUGGAGGUUAGAUUUUGCUUUUUUUUUUUUUUUUUUUUUUUUUUAAUAUGAUGCAGAUAAAAGCUAUUUGGCAAGU
Molecule: messenger RNA, 7164 nt
Organism: Oenanthe melanoleuca
Lineage: Eukaryota; Metazoa; Chordata; Aves; Passeriformes; Muscicapidae
Gene: SIM2
Product: SIM bHLH transcription factor 2
Exons: 11
Coding region: 1462-3756 (764 amino acids)
Biological process (GO): regulation of transcription by RNA polymerase II
Molecular function (GO): DNA-binding transcription factor activity, RNA polymerase II-specific; RNA polymerase II transcription regulatory region sequence-specific DNA binding; protein dimerization activity
Source: RefSeq, a predicted model, not a curated record